Messenger RNA from Pelagomonas calceolata, 1166 nucleotides. NCBI's taxonomy places the organism in Eukaryota, Pelagophyceae, Pelagomonadales, Pelagomonadaceae. The record is from the annotation of a GenBank genome assembly.
GGCAGCAUCACAAAAGCAGCCGGGACCGCUCGACGCCGGCGCGCAGGAGGCGCCUCGGCACAUCACUCAUCGCAAUUCGGGCGGCUGCCCCCAAAUUUUUCGAGGAAUGGCUCCCGCAAAGUGAUGGAGCCCUUUGCAAAGAGGAAGGCUGCCGCCGACGCGGCGCGCGACGACACCAUGGGCGACCUCGUCGGCUGCCUCUCCGCCUGGCCCGCCACAGAAGCUGCUCCGGAAGUCGUCGACGUCGCGCGCCACGCGCCGCGGACGGCGGCCGCGCGCGCGGCCGACGAGGCCGCGCGGGCGCUCGAGGCCGCCGAGCGGGCGCGCGCCUGGGGCCAGGGCCCGCCCGAAACUGUAAUAGCGCAGCGCCGCCAGCACUCCAUCCAAGCGCGCGCCGCAGCCAAGGCCGCGCUCGUCCACCAGGCCAUCGACGAGCGGCGCGUGACGCUGGAGGGCGCCGACGGUGACACCUUGCACGGCGUCGUGGCCGGGAUCCAGUCGGAGACGGCUUUGGUAUUAGUCCCGGCGCUGGGCGGCACGUCGGACAUGGCGGAGCUGUGCGGCAUCGCGCGACGCGCGGCCGCCGACGGAAUUGCUUCCAUUAGAUACGACCAGCGCGGCACGGGGCAAUCUAGCGGUUCAGCGUCGUUGAUGGAGCCCGACGGCGAGGUCCGGGACUGCGGAGUUGUUGUAAGAUGGGCGCGCGCGCAGCUCGGCGCGUCUCGGGUUUACGUGGUCGGCGUGUCCUUCGGCGCCGCCGUGGCCGCGGCGGCGGCCGGGCGCUUUGAUGAGGUGGAUGGCAUGGUGUGCAUCUCGUAUCCCUGCGACUAUCUCUGGUUUCUUACGCUGCCGCACGCGGCGGGGCGGUGGCGCGGCUACGCUUCAGUUCCAAAGCCGAAGCUGUUCGUCUGGGGCACGCGGGACCAGUACGCCGCCAAGCAUGCUGCUUUAAAGUGGUACGGCACGCUGGCGCCGCCGAAGGACGUCGUCCUCUUCGAGGGCCUCGACCCGAAGCGGGGCCACGUGUUCCACACGGUGUCGCUCGUGGCGGCGCUGAGCGAGCGGGUCGUGGCUUGGGUUUUGAAGAUGGCGUAGGCUUGUAAUUUGUGUUCUAGACGUGCGUAUGCUUUACGCCAUCGCCGCGCAUGGUAUAGAAAACUGUCCCC